Messenger RNA from Centropristis striata (black sea bass), 1593 nucleotides. RefSeq names its product RAB36, member RAS oncogene family (gene rab36). The transcript is spliced from 11 exons. The coding region runs from base 286 to 1248 and encodes 320 amino acids. Lineage: Eukaryota; Metazoa; Chordata; Actinopteri; Perciformes; Serranidae. Gene Ontology annotation, molecular function: GTPase activity; GTP binding. The record is from RefSeq and is a predicted model, not a curated record.
CAAGUGUAACAAGUAAAAUAAUAAUAAUAAAAAUAAUACAUAAAAUAAAUAUAAAAUAAUAAAAUAAAAUAAAAUAAAAUAAAAUAAAAUGAAUAAACAAAUAAUUAAAUAAAUAAAAAUGGAAGCGAACAACAAAUACACAGAACAAAACAAAAACACAAAUAAAACAAAAACACAAAUAAAUCAGAUACAAAAUUGAGAGUAUUUUUUUUUUUUAAAUAGAAAAGGGGGGCCCAGUACCAAAACUUUGCCAUGGAUGUAAAAAGAAAAAAAUAAACACGUGAAAUGUUCAAUUGUCAUGUGACGCGGUCACUACAUUACGGUUGUCAUGGAAACGAGCUCCUCAUCAAACAGCGUCCGGACCUGGCAACUACAGCGAGCGACACGGUCGGAUUAAUCAGAGAGAUAUUUGUCUUAAUUUCAUCCGUGGUUGUCAUGCAGGAUAACAGGAAUGGGAUGAUUCCCUUCCCACCACCCAUCAGCAGAGACAGGGUCAUCUCGGAAUUUCCAAAAUGCUACCUGCCUACUGCAGCUCUGCAGCUGAAGACAGACUGGGACGUUGAGGCCAAAGCCGCCUGUAGAGCUGGAGCCUCCAGGCAUCAGCCGUGGGACCGACAGAAAAUGUCCAAAGUGGUGGUUGUUGGAGACCUUAACGUGGGGAAGACCUGUCUCAUUAACAGGUUUUGUAAAGAUGUAUUUGAACGAGACUACAAGGCCACCAUAGGUGUCGACUUUGAGAUCGAGAGGUUUGAGAUAUCUGGAGUACCUUUCUCCCUUCAGAUCUGGGAUACGGCUGGGCAGGAAAAAUUUAAGUGCAUCGCAUCUGCAUACUACAGAGGUGCUCAGGUCAUUAUCACAGUGUUUGACAUGGCAGACAUUAAAUCUCUGGAUCAUACACGCCAGUGGUUGGAGGAGGCCCUGGGAGAAAAUGAGCCUGACUCCUGUUUUAUCUUCUUGGUUGGCACUAAGAGUGAUCUGCUGCCCUGUGAAGAGAGACAGAGGACAGAAAAAGACGCCACCAGGAUAGCAACAGAGAUGAACGCAGAGUUUUGGGCUGUUUCAUCUAAAACCGGGGAGAACGUGCAGGGGUUUUUCUUCAGGGUGGCAGCUCUGGCCUUUGAGAAGUGCGUCCUGAAGGACAUGGAGAAUGGGCUCCUUGUUGGCAUCGGACAUUCAGAUAGCAUCAAAUCAGAUCGAGCCAACCUGGAGGAGGCUGCACACCAGGACAUGAAGAGAAGCUGCUGCUGAGGAGAAGAGGUGUUCUUACAGUGAGCAGCACCACACAGAGGCUCUAUUCUGAGCCUCAGCUGCAGAAAUUAAAACAUUAACCAUGUUCCACUUGUCUGAAAUGUGCCUUAGGACAUGCUCCAUUAGUUUUUUUAAGUCAUCAAAACUGCCAUGUAUUGUGAUAUCUGCAAAAGGUUCAAGCAGUAUGCUCUCCUGAAAGCUAAUUGUGAUUGAAUCGAAACUUUUGCUGAUACAAAAUCUUAAAUAUUUCACAUUUCUAUGGGACAGUUGUCAGUAUUUCAUCCAGAAUAUCAUUUAAACCAUGGCCAACCCAAGACAAAAUACUACAGCAAUAAUAAAUCUGAC